This is a messenger RNA of Geodia barretti, 3201 nucleotides long. NCBI's taxonomy places the organism in Eukaryota, Metazoa, Porifera, Demospongiae, Tetractinellida, Geodiidae. The record is from the annotation of a GenBank genome assembly.
CGCAAUAAUUUGAGUUGUGCAACUAAACAUCGACCUAGUUUAUCGACCUAGCUGGAGUGUCGAGCGUGUUUAUUCGGUUUUUGGGGCCGUUGCAAUUUGUGUGGAGGCUGUACGUGCAAUUAACUAGUCGCUCCCUGAGAUCUAACCCGUGAAUCGAGUCGUCGGGCGUGUCAGAGUCGGUGUUAUGAGCACCCGCCAAGAUCGCGGCGGUGGCAGGCCAGGGAAGAGAACCCGCUACGACCAAAGGCGGGGCUACGACCCGGGAUCCGGUCCAGGAAGACAGCUGGGCGGCGGCGGGAGCUCUGGGCGCUACAACAGCGGGAACGGUCAUGACCCUCCCCCGCGUUUCGCACACAGACAUCACCGCAGCAGCGACUCCGGCUCCCGAGACGGUGGCUACUACUAUGACGAGGGAGGAGGCGGCGAGAGGGGAGGAGGGAGGAGAGGCGGUGGCUACUCGGGGAAGGGGAGGUAUGAGAGGGAGUGGGGGGGAGGCGGCAGCGGUGGAGGUGGCAGAGGGUCUAUUCCCAAGUCUACUUAUGAUGACGUGGUCCAGGUGCUGGGGAAACUGGAGACCUCUACUGACAUCGACGGAAGCUGCCGAUUGGCCCACCAACUGCAGGACAUUCUGGAGGCUGCUGAGUACAGAACAACACAGACGAUUGCUAGGAAUGUGGAAGAUAUCCUCAGAUCACUAGAGAACAUCAUUUUCAACUGUGUCGAAGAUGGAGAAAAGGAGUUGUGUGUAUGUCUGGAGCAGUCCAUAGGUCACAUUGGCAAGUGCCUCGGCCGCGACAUACAGAGGGUGUAUGAGUGGGUGUUCACUCACGCCCAUUCUGAGGACCUGGCUGACCCAGUCAAGGCCGUCUUCAUCAGAGGACUCCACGAAGUUCUCUCUUCUGACUCGGCCAAGUCUCAAGGACCUCUCAUGCAGUACACAGCUGAGAAUCUCCAGAUGGUAUUAGAGGUGGCAGAGUCACCAGCUCUUCUGGAGGCAGUCGUCAAGAGUAUCACAACUCUCUCUCAAACCUCUCCACAAUUUUUCGCCCAGCACUUCAAAAACACGGUUGACAUACUGGUAGGCUGGCACAUAGACACCCAGCAGAAGCCGUCGCUCAUCUCCUACAUCUCCUCGGCGCUCGUCUCUCUGAGGGAAUUCUGGGUGGAGAGAGAUGGUGUUCUCCGUGGGGCUGCUGAAGCAGUUCCUCGAGGACACAGAUGUCUUAAUGUCACUGUUGCCAGACUCAUUAUUAUUUAUCAAGAUGCAUAUCAGACGGGCUCAGGGUAGUCCUCAUCCAUAAGCACCGUGUUGUCCUUUUUGUAGGGUGUUCACAACAGUUCUGGAGGCUCUGGGGACCUCAUUCUCUCCUUCCAGCUGUCCCGACCUCACCCCAGCAUACGUACAGAAUAUCCUGACCCGCAUCGUCCACUACGUCCUGUCGGCCACAGACGUCACUCUCUCGGAGGACCUCCUGGUCUCCGGAAACAAAUGUGUCACCCAGCUCUGUCACUGCCUCCAGAAUCACGCCACGCCCAGCGCCACCAUGGUCGCCGGCUACGUCGUGAAGCAGCUGCAGGUGUGGGCGGGUCCCUCUCACGACCUCGCCCAGUCACUCGUCAAACUCGUCAAUCAGCUGGUGGAAGACUUGCAGGGCUCUCUGCCGACCCAGUUUCUGCAGCAGAUAUUCUCAAAAGCCUCACCCGUCCUCCACCUCCGAUAUUGUGCCAACUCCAAGCUACUGAACCAGUUGGUGAAGCUGUACCAGACUGUACUGUCCAUCAGAAACAUACCUCUCCUGGAGACCAUGUACCAAUUGAUUGUCACUGACUUGGAGGAGGCAUUUCGUCAGCUGGAGCUGUUCCACAGCCCGAAGAGGACGGAUGUGGAGGGGAGUUUGGGUCCUAUUGAGAUCCAAUCGACCAUCAUAUUCGACCUGGUGGUACUGUCGCAGCUAGCCAACACCAGCAAGGCUGUCAUCGAGAUGUGGUCCCCAACUCCUAGUGUGUUCUCUCUACUGGUGGAGAGACUGGAGAGCCUCACCCCCUCCCUGGCCAGCGAGUACCCCGCCCUCCACCACGCCUUGCUCCACGCUCUCUACCAAGACUGCCACAUCAAUGGCUACUACAUCCCGGGAGCCGGGGGGAGCAGUGUGUCGGUGGGCGUGGCCUCGCUAAACCCCGCCCACUCCCAGUCGGGCAGCAUCACGAAAGUCCUGGCCCUCCUCACCAAACAGAUGCAGCUGUUCACUCUCUCUUUUGACACUUGUCGGUUGGUUCAGAGGUGGGUGGACUACAUGCUGGGAGCUCUGGUGACUGCCGGUAGAGACCUGCAGGAGAAGGUCACCCCUCUCCUUGACAACCUCACCUGCCAGCUCCUUGCUCUCUGUUUUUCCCGGGAACACUCCAUUCGUCUGGAGAAUGCAGCUGUUCUGAAGGCACUGUUCCAGAGUCAACUCAUCAGUGACGAUGUCAUCAUGAAGUGUGUACCAGAGUGUCUUAUCAGACUGUGCGACACGAGAGGUGAAAUAAGGGCGGCCUACUCUGCCCUCCUCGAGGUGGUCCCCACCCACAUCCUGACCAGCUUCUCCAACGGGAUCGACACGUUUCAGCCGCCGAACGGCCGGAAAGGUGUGGAUGGCGUGAGGAGUUGCCGCGGGACCUGGCACGCCCGUCGGGUGCACAUGACCAAACAGAGUCAGGUGACCUUCCACGGGCACCACUUCAAGGCCGUCAUGGGCUUCAUCAUGCACGGAUAUGCUCCCAGCAAGCAUCUUCCAGACGACUGGCUGGAGAGGAUGUACCACUCUUGCCAGCACCGACAGCCAAUGGUGGCAGAGUCCCGGGACCACCCCGAGCAGCAUCCACAACUCAUGAGCCACAUGGUGUGCAACUGCGACGCAGUGCUGUGGUUCUGGGCCACGUACGAGUCUGCCCAGUACUGUCUGCUGGCUCGACUGAGGACGCCUCUCGGAAUGCCCCCAGAAACCUUCACCGCCAUUGAGAGUGGGUAGUAAUCUGUGAUUCCACUGCGAUUCCAACUUCCGGCCUUUCCACGCACAUUGAAGGGUGUAUUAGUGUGGGCAUCAAGUACAUGUCUUAUGUACAUACAUACAUACAUUCAUAUGCCAUGCCGAGCCUACCUAGUCGUCUGAAUGCGAGAAGUAUUUGACAGGCGCUCCAUAUUUACCUGAUGUGCGCAGA